This is a messenger RNA of Anneissia japonica, 351 nucleotides long. RefSeq lists its product as uncharacterized. The transcript has a single exon. The coding region runs from base 1 to 351 and encodes 116 amino acids. The record is from RefSeq and is a predicted model, not a curated record. NCBI's taxonomy places the organism in Eukaryota, Metazoa, Echinodermata, Crinoidea, Comatulida, Comatulidae.
AUGUUGGUCUAUUUAUUCGGAGGUGCAUCAUCUCCUUGCUGCGCAAACUAUGCGCUCAAACGUACUUCAGAAGAUAACAAGCAUGACUUCGAUGCAGAAACUAUCAAAACAGCGAAAGAAAGCUUCUAUGUUGAUGAUUGUCUUCAUUCUGUAAAGACAGAGUCAGAAGCAAAACGUCUGAUAAAACAACUUCAAGAAUUACUGUACAAAGGUGGAUUACAUUUGACAAAGUGGACGUCUAACUCAAUGAACAUCGUUGAAUCAGUCCCGGAGGAAAAAAGGGCAUCGUCAGUUAAGGACUUAGACUUGGACUUCGAUGAUAAAAUGUUGACUGAGAGAGUUUGGGCGUAA